AUGGCCCUGCCUGAGGGCCAGCCCCACCUGGCCCGAGGGGAGCUGGAGGGUCUGAGUCGGGUGGACCUGGCAUCUAAGCUGAUUUUAACGUAUGGAGCACGGGAGGCUGUGAGAGUGGUGCUCAAGGCCUUGAAGGUGAUGAACCUGUUGGAACUCGUGGACCAGCUCAGCCUCAUUUGUCUGAAUGAUUACAGAGAAACAUACCGAGAGCAUGUGCGCUCCCUAGAGGAGAGGAGAGAAGGGGAAGUUGGCAGCAGCUACAUUCAGCUGCUCCUGGUGGCCAAGCCCAGCUCAGGGAGCCCAGAAUCAUCUGCCUGCCUAGUCCCAGAGCAGGAGGUGGACUCUGUCGUGGUGGAAGCUCUAUUCGGUUUUGGGGAAAAGCCCCACCCGGCCCCAUCCUCAGUGGUGCUACAGGGGUCUGCUGGCACUGGGAAGACAACUCUGGCCAAGAAAAUGGUGCUGGACUGGGCCACGGGUACCCUGUACCCAGGCUGGUUUGAUUAUGUCUUUUAUGUGAGCUGCAAAGAAGUGGUCCUGCUGCCCAAGGGCAAAAUUGAGCAGCUCCUCUUCUGGUGUUGUGGGGACAGCCAAGCCCCUGUCACAGAGAUUCUGAGGCAGCCAGAGCGGCUCCUGUUCAUCCUGGAUGGCUUUGAUGAGCUGCAGAGGCCCUUCGAAGAACAGCUGAAGAAGGUGAGCUCAAAUCCCAAGGAGGACGUGCUGCACCGUCUAAUUAGGAGAAGGAUACUUCCCACGUGCUCCCUGCUCAUCACCACCCGGCCCCAGGCUUUGCAGAAUCUGGAGCCCUUGCUGAAUGGAGCAUGCCAUGUCCGUAUCCUGGGCUUCUCUGAGGAGGAGAGGAGGAGCUAUUUCAGCUCCUAUUUCAAGGAUGAGGAGCAAGCCAGGAAGGCCUUUGAAGUUGUAGAGGGAAAUGCCAUUCUCUACCAAGCCUGUCAGGUUCCAGGCAUUUGCUGGGUGGUCUGCUCCUGGCUGAAGAGGCAGAUGGAGAGAGGCCAGGCCAUCUCAGAGACACCCAGAAACAGCACUGACAUCUUCAUGGCCUACGUGUCCACCUUCCUGCCGUCUGAUGACAAGGAGGGCCGCUCCGAGCCCUCCCGGCACAGGGUCCUGAGGAGUCUGUGCUCCUUGGCAGCCGAGGGGAUCCAGCACCAGAGGUUCCUGUUUGGAGAAGCUGAGCUCAGGAAACACAAUUUAGAUGGCCCCAGCCUGGCUGCUUUCCUGAGCAGCAACGACUACCAAGAGGGACUUGACAUCAAGAAGUUCUACAGCUUCCGCCACAUCAGCUUCCAGGAAUUUUUUCAUGCCAUGUCCUACCUGGUGACACAGGACCAGAGCCGGCUGGGGGAAGCGUCCCGCCGAGAAAUGAAAAGGCUGUUGCAGGUACAGGACCCGGAAGGGAACAAGGAGAUGACCCUCAGUGUGCAGUUUCUAUUGGAUAUGUCAAGAAAAGAGAGCUCCUCAAACUUGGAGCUAAAGUUCCGCCUCAAAAUUCCUCCCUGUAUAAUGCAGGACCUGAAGCAUAUUAAAGAACAGAUGGAAUCUCUGAAGUUGAACAGGACCUGGGAUUUGGAACUCUCGCUGCGUGAGUCUAAGAUAAAGAAUCUGGUAAACAGUAUUCAGAUGAGUGACGUGUCGUUCAAGGUAGAACAUUCACAUGAAAGGAAGUCCCAUAGCAGCAAGUCAUUUUCUGUCAAAACCAGCUUGAAUAAUGGACAGAAAGAAGAGCCAAAAUGUCCUCUGUUGGGAGCACAAAAGGAGGCUUCUCAUGGAAAGGCAGAGGAGCAGAGGAACCAGAUGAGGAAGUUGGGAGCAGAGAAAUGGGGACAAUAG
Propithecus coquereli (Coquerel's sifaka) is the source of this 1848-nucleotide messenger RNA. RefSeq names its product NLR family, pyrin domain containing 10 (gene NLRP10). The transcript has 2 exons. The coding region runs from base 1 to 1848 and encodes 615 amino acids. NCBI's taxonomy places the organism in Eukaryota, Metazoa, Chordata, Mammalia, Primates, Indriidae. Gene Ontology annotation, cellular component: cytoplasm. The record is from RefSeq and is a predicted model, not a curated record. Gene Ontology annotation, biological process: positive regulation of inflammatory response.